AUGCUGGAUGGACACCUCCUUCUGGGAUGGCUCUCCUCCUGCGCGCUCCUAGUGCUGCUGGGCGGCGCCCCGGGACCCUCCGCCGCCUACUUCGGGCUGACUGGGAAUGAACCUCUGACCAUCCUCCCUCUGACUUCAGAAAUGGAGGAAGCUGCCGUCAAGGCCCAUUAUAAAGUGUGCGACCGCCUGAAGCUGGAGAAGAAGCAGCGCAGGAUGUGCAGGCGGGAUCCAGGGGUGGCAGAGACCCUCGUGGAGGCCAUCAGCAUGAGUGCCCUGGAGUGCCAGUACCAGUUCCGCUUCGAACGGUGGAACUGCACCCUCGAGGGGCGCUACAGAGCCAGUCUGCUGAAGAGAGGUUUUAAGGAAACAGCCUUCCUUUAUGCCAUUUCCUCGGCCGGGCUCACCCACGCCAUGGCCAAGGCCUGCAGCGCUGGGCGCAUGGAGCGCUGCACCUGCGACGAGGCUCCCGAUCUGGAAAACAGAGAGGCCUGGCAGUGGGGCGGUUGCGGUGACAACCUCAAGUACAGCAACAAGUUUGUCAAGGAGUUCCUAGGGAAGAAAUCCAACAAGGACCUGCGAGCCAGGGUGGACUUUCACAACAACCUCGUGGGCAUGAAGGUCAUCAAAGCUGGUGUGGAGACUACUUGUAAGUGCCAUGGCGUGUCCGGAUCCUGCACUGUCCGAACGUGUUGGCGGCAGCUCUCUCCGUUCCAUGAGAUCGGCAAGCAGCUGAAGCAGAAAUAUGAGACGUCACUCAAAGUGGGCAGCACCACCAACGAGGCCACGGGGGAAGGGGACAUCUCGCCACCCAAGAAAUCCACCCCUGGCCACAGCGAUCAAAUCCCAAGGACUACAGAUCUUGUCUACAUUGACGAUUCCCCUAGUUUCUGUCUGAUGAGCAGGUAUUCGCCUGGGACUUCAGGAAGGAAAUGUUACAAGGACAAGAAUUGCGAGAGCAUUUGCUGCGGCCGAGGUCACAACACACAGAGCAGGGUGGUCACACGGCCGUGCCAGUGCCAGGUUCGCUGGUGCUGCUACGUAGAGUGCAAGCAGUGUACUCAAAGAGAAGAAGUUUAUACCUGCAAAGACUAA
This is a messenger RNA of Emys orbicularis (European pond turtle), 1092 nucleotides long. RefSeq names its product Wnt family member 9A (gene WNT9A). The coding region runs from base 1 to 1092 and encodes 363 amino acids. NCBI's taxonomy places the organism in Eukaryota, Metazoa, Chordata, Testudines, Emydidae. The record is from RefSeq and is a predicted model, not a curated record. The transcript has 4 exons. Gene Ontology annotation, biological process: cell fate commitment; neuron differentiation; canonical Wnt signaling pathway. Gene Ontology annotation, molecular function: frizzled binding; cytokine activity. Gene Ontology annotation, cellular component: extracellular region.